Molecule: messenger RNA, 1647 nt
Organism: Bactrocera dorsalis (oriental fruit fly)
Lineage: Eukaryota; Metazoa; Arthropoda; Insecta; Diptera; Tephritidae
Product: protein D7
Exons: 2
Coding region: 158-1189 (343 amino acids)
Source: RefSeq, a predicted model, not a curated record
UUAGAAGAAAAGUGAUUGGUAGCACAUGCUUUUAAAACGAACAGAACUAAUUGUUACAUACGUUAAUAACAGAGAUAAUAUUCUGAUUUAAUUUGUGUUUUUGAGUACAGAAUUACAAUUUUGGCAACUAUAAUAACAAUAAUAGGAAUCCUUAAUAAUGUUGUCCUUGAAAGAUGAUGAUAUAGUAGUGUGUCCAUACAAUCCAGCGCAUCGGUUGUUACGGAAACGGUUGCAACCUCAUCUCAUAAAGUGUCGUGAAAAUUAUCCACAACUUGAGCUUCAAAUAUGUCCAUUUAAUAAUACUCAUCAUAUACCUGAACCAGAAUUCUGUCUUCAUGUUACAAAUUGUCCGGAUCGAAAACUCAUAACACAAUAUAAAUACGAUGCACCAGAACCAAAAGAAGAAGAACGUGUUUCUCAUGCACCGAUUGAAUGCGAAGAAAAUUGGGAUGAUACAGAAGUUGAUGAUUACGAUCCUCAGAAAUUCAUAAAGGAAAAAGAGGUUCUACGCCAACCCAUGGGAAUUGCUCCAGCAGAACGAAAAGAGUUUAUUAAAACAGAACGUAAACGUUUGGGCGAUGAAGAGAGUUACAGUGAAAGUGACGAUGAUUAUAAAGACGAGGUGAGAAAAGGAAAUUCAAUAGCUGAUAUUACUAAAAAAGAUGAGAAUGAAGAAUUCAGUUCAAUAAAGCGGAUACGCUCCAUUUCACCGUCACCUCCGCGUCAGAGGGAACGAUCACGAAGUCGAUCGCCACAAUCUUCUGCUUACUACGGACGACCUCAUGUACGCGGUUCGCAUGUACCACCUCCUCAAAUACCACCGCGAAUUUCUUUUGCAUCUAGUGACAACCGAUAUUCCAACGACCAUAUCCAGCCAUUGCCAGGAGCAUAUGACAUUGAUGACGAUCCUUAUUAUAAUAGCGGCAAUAAUUCCUCUUUUCAGAUAGGCAAUUACAGCAGUAGUAACAGCAGCCACAAUCCGCCUUUUGUCGCUUAUCCCACUCGCUUACCAUGUUAUAAUAAUAACAAUGGUGCCUCUUAUCAGAUAAGCAAUUACAACAGUAGUAACAGCAGCCACAAUCCUCGUCUUAUCGCUUAUCCUACUCGCAUGCCAUCUUAUGGGCGUGGUGCUUACCGUGGGUACAAUAAUGUCCGCGGAAAUUCGUCACGUUAUAAUGAUCGUUAUUAAAUUUAUACCUGUAUAUAGUCUAAUUCGUGUAGACUGACGAGUAUUUACUAUACAAUAUUUUAAAUAUUUUUCUUUAAAAAAUUCUGUCAGAUGGGUGUAUAACGUAAUGCCGACAAUCAGAAUCUCGAAAUUUAGAAUCCCGACAGUCAAAAUACCGACAAAUCGAAACACCGACAAAUCAAAACACUGACAAAUCAAAAUACCGACAAAUCGAAACAUCGACAAACCACAAUACCGACAAAUCAAGAAAAGGUGGCGUUGUUCGUCCGAGGCCCUGCGGCCUCCGGCCACGAACACGCUCAGGAUCAUAACCCUUAGUCGGCAGAAUUCUCUUUCUGUGCUUCGAUAGAAAUAAGGGUAGGCAAGGUAAAAUAUUUUUCACAUGUCGGCAUUUUGGUUUGUCGGUAUUUUGAUUUUUCGGUGUUCUGAUUUGUCGGUGUUCUGAUUUGUCGGUGUUU